Pipistrellus kuhlii (Kuhl's pipistrelle) is the source of this 3401-nucleotide messenger RNA. Its product is annotated as transforming acidic coiled-coil-containing protein 2. Lineage: Eukaryota; Metazoa; Chordata; Mammalia; Chiroptera; Vespertilionidae. The record is from RefSeq and is a predicted model, not a curated record. The coding region runs from base 60 to 3089 and encodes 1009 amino acids. Gene Ontology annotation, cellular component: cytoplasm. The transcript has 19 exons. Gene Ontology annotation, biological process: cerebral cortex development; mitotic spindle organization; cell population proliferation.
GCCGCCCCGGCCCCCGCCCGCCCGCCGCGGGCUCCCGGCCAGCGCGGGGCGCAGCGAGGAUGGGAGGGGCGCAGUCCCUGCAGCCAGCCGCCGCCUGCGAGCCGAGCCCGGAGGCCCCCGAGGCCAUGAGCUCUGACUCGGAGGAAGCCUUUGAGACCCCGGAGUCCACGACCCCCGUCAAAGCACCCCCGGCCCCGCCCCCGCCGCCCCCCGAGGUCGUCCCGGAGCCCGAGGUCAGCGCGCCCCCCUCCCCGGAGGAACCAGGCGGCGGGGAGCCGGCCCCCGGCCCCGAUGGCCCCCCGAGCGUGCCCCCCGCGGACGGCAGCCCGCUGCGGCCGCCCGCCCACUCCUGCUCCGCCGUCUUCGACGAGGACAAGCCCAUAGCCAGCAGCGGCGCCUACAACCUGGACUUCGACAGCAUCGAGCUGGUGGAGCCCCGGCCCACGGACCCCACGGCCUCGGAGGGCCCCCCGGGCGCGCGGAGGAGGUCCCCGGACCCCGGGCCCCCCGCCCGGGCCGCGCCGGCCCGCUCCCUCAGCCUGCAGGCCGGCGACCUGGAUGGUGCUGCCUGCCCGGCCGACGCCGAGGCCAGCAGCUCCGGGCCGGCCGGCGACUGCGGGUCCCUCAAGCGGGCGAAGAGGCCACGGCCGCCGUCCCUGAGGAGGAAGCAGCCCCCCAAGAGGCCCCCCGAGGCGCCCCCCGUGCCCGAGGCCCCGCCGGCCGAGGAGGGCCCCGGGCCCGGCGAGGAGAGCCGGCCCCCCGGGCCCGACAGGGAGCCGGCGCCCCCGGAGGCCCCCGCCCCCGCCGAGGAGGCCCCCCCGGAGCCCGCCGGCCCCGCGGACGCGGUGGGCACGGACGUGGUGGGCACGGACGCGGUGGGCACGGACGCGGUGGGCGCCGACGGGGCCGCCCCCCCUGGAGGGGGCAGCGUGCAGAACUCACCGCCCGUCGGCAGGAAGGCGGCCCCGGCCCCGGCCCCCGAGGCGGACAGCGGGCCCCCCGAGGACCCCCCGGCCAGGGGGGGCGUGCGGCUGGAGUUCGACUACUCGGAGGACGGCGGGCCGGAGGCGGCCGCUGCCAGGAAGCCGGGCCGGAAGCCGGGGGCCAGGAUGCCCCUGCGACGGCCGAAGGCGAAGAAGGGCCCCGAGCGGCUGGAGGGCGCCCCCGCCUCGCCCCCCCGGGCCCCCGCCGAGCCCGGCGACGCCCCGGCCGCCAGGGGCUCCUACACCUUCGACGCCGACAAGUGGGACGACCCCAACUUCAACCCCUUCUCCUCCGCCUCCAAGAUGCAGGCGUCGCCCAAGCUGCCGCCGCCCGCCGCCUUCGGCUUCGCGCCCGAGGCCCUCGGGGAGCCUGCCGAGCCCGGCCCCGCGCCCGGCUCGCCCGCCAAGGCCCCCGCCUCCUUCGAGAUCCCCGUGGGCGCCCCCGACGGCCACGCGGACGGCGACGGGCCGGGCAAGCCCGCCAAGAAGAAGAAGACGCCGCUCAAGACGAUGGUUGAAGACGUGAUGUCUGUGUGUUCUCUGUUUGACACGUUCAGGGUGAAGAAGUCGCCAAAGCGGUCCCCCCUCUCGGACCCCCCCUCUCAGGACCCCACGCCCGCGGCCACACCGGAGGCGCCGCCCGUGAUCGCGGCCGUGGUCCACGCCACGGACGAGGAGAAGCUGGCGGUCACCAGCCAGAAGUGGGCGUGCAUGACGGUGGAGCUGGAGGCGGACAAGCAGGACUUCCCGCAGCCCUCCGACCUGUCCUCCUUCGUCAACGAGACCAAGUUCAGCUCCCCCUCCGAGGAGCUGGACUACAGGAACGCCUACGAGAUCGAGUACAUGGAGAAGAUCGGCUCCUCCCUGCCCGAGGACGACGCCCCGAAGAAGCAGGCCCUGUACCUCAUGUUCGACACAACCCAGGGGAGCCCCGUCCGGUCCCCGCCCACCCGGACGUCCGAGUCCCCCACGCCGUGCUCGGGGUCGAGCUUCGAGGAGGCCGAAGGGGUGAAGGGCCCCUCGCCGGCCCCCCGCGGGCUGGCCCCCGGCCAGGAGCCGCUCACGCCGGGCCCGGGCCCGGAGAAGCCCCGGCAGAAGGAGCUGGAGGCCAGGGCCAUGGGCGCCGCCGCCGAGGGGAUCGAGAUGGCGGCUCCGGAGGGCGCUUUUGCCUCGGCGGACGCCCUGCUCAGCAGGCUGGCGGACCCGGCCUCGCUCUGCGGCGCGCUCGACUACCUGGAGCCGGACCUGGCGGAGAAGAACCCCCCGGUGUUCGCUCAGAAGCUGCAGGAGGAGCUGGAGUUGGCUGUCAUGCGGAUCGAGGCGCUGAAGCUGGCCCGGCAGAUCGCGCUGGCCUCCCGCAGCCGCCAGGAUGCCCAGAGGGAAGCUGUGCACCCGGCCGAGGUCUCCCUCUCCAAAGCGGCCCUGUACUCCCGCCUGGCGCCCGCGGAGCCCGAGAAGGCGCCCGGCCUCCUGUUCCCGCCGCCCGACCUGGACUCCGCGCUGCAGGUGGCCCGGGCCGAGGUCCUCGCCAAGGAGAGGGAGGUCUCCGAGUGGAAGGCCAAGCACGAGGAGAGCCGGCGCGAGGUCAUGGAGAUGAGGAAGAUCGUGGCCGAGUACGAGAAGACCAUCGCUCAGAUGAUAGGCAAGCCAGAGGACGAGCAGCGGGAGAAGUCGGUCUCCCACCAGACGGUGCAGCAGCUGGUGCUGGAGAAGGAGCAGGCCCUGGCCGACCUCAACUCCGUGGAGAAGUCCCUGGCGGACCUCUUCCGGAGGUACGAGAAGAUGAAGGAGGUGCUGGAGGGCUUCCGCAAGAACGAGGAGGUGCUGAAGAAGUGCGCCCAGGAGUACCUGUCCCGCGUGAAGAAGGAGGAGCAGCGGUACCAGGCCCUGAAGGUGCACGCGGAAGAGAAGCUGGACAGGGCCAACGCUGAGAUCGCCCAGGUGCGGGGCAAGGCCCAGCAGGAGCAGGCCGCCUACCAGGCCAGCCUGCGCAAGGAGCAGCUGCGGGUGGACGCCCUGGAGCGGACGCUGGAGCAGAAGAACAAAGAGAUCGAGGAGCUCACCAAGAUCUGCGAUGAACUGAUCGCCAAAAUGGGGAGGAGCUAACUCUGAGCCAAACGUCUGGCCUUGACCGUUGCGUGCAAUACGCCCAUCGGCGCCUGCUGCGCCCCCGGCCGCGGCCGUCGGGGUGCGUUUUCCCGGCGUCGGAGCCGGUCCGGUCCCCACGGAGGACGCGCCGGCUGGCCUUGCCCUCUGACCUGCGUCCCCAGGGGCGUGGCUCUUGGAUUUCCUGUGACCACGGACUGCUUGCACAGGGACCCUUGCCUUAAGGAGUGUACACUUCACCGCGGUGGGAGGAGAAAAUGCAUGUUCGGGUUCAGUUCUCUGUUGUAAAUAAAGUUUUUUUGAUCUUGGCAA